AUGCGCUGGACUGCGCUGAAUGCCACCCUGCCCUGGACGGAUGCCUUGCAGGCAAGCUGCACAGGAAUCCACGGUGCAUGUCGCAGCCGCUUGCGCCUGUCUUCCUUUCUCGGCCACGGCCAAGGUGCCAACGACCCAUAUGGCCAGAACCUCUAUGGCCAGCAAGGCUAUGGCCAGCAAGGCUACGGCCAACAAGGCUUUGGCCAUGGCUACGACCAGGACUUAAACAUGAAGGAAGAGGAGGCGGCGGAGGAGGAGGACAUGGAGGAGAAGUCCGAGCAUCUGACGCACAUGACCUGCGGCAUCUCUUCCGGGGCCGAGGGUGGCAGCCAGGUGACGUGCGGUGUCCCAAUGUACCGGGACAAAGCCACCGGAGCACCUUACAUCAUGCCGCUCUACACGGAGCCCGUCGGCCCCAAGGGAGGCGCUGCCUCUGCCGAGCGGGCGGGCGCGGCAGGAGGUGCCACCAUAGCCUUCAGCAGCCCAGCGGCAGAGGCGGAGGCGGCCAGGGCCCAGAUGCUCGAGGCGGCGGCCUCUACACGCAUCCGGACUGAGGCGAUGGACCUGUUGAGGGGCUUUCUGGACAACGCGCCCCCACCUCCGGCAGCCGCGCCUCCCAGCGGCUUCCUCUUUAAAGGCCCAGGAGCUCCUUCGAAGGUUUUCUACCCCAUCCCCAGCAAGAUGUCGCCAGCUGGAAUUGAGGUGGUACCUGACAUCGGGCCCCUUGGUGAACCCACACCGGAGGUGCCGACGGGCAUGAUGAAUGCCCUUGGCGUGGGCCCCUCCUCCUUCGACUCCACAGGCGCUGCGGGCAACAUGCUGGCUGGCAAGCUGACGGGAGGGAGUUUGAGAUAUCGACAAAAGGUGUACGAUGCAGCCCCCACAGUCACGAAGAAUGGUAGUUUCAUCUACGGAGGAUCGCCAGAAGACUACCAUGAGUGGGAGAUGGAAACAGUUCUUAAAGUGCUUGAGGGUUUGAGAGGUGAUGCUUUCCAGAAGGCGAAGGAUUUGGGCAUUGCCAAGUUGGGUGAAAAGAAUGGACUUCAAGUUCUGAUUGAUGAGAUAAAGAGGAUGGUUUUCCCGCUUGGUACACAGGAAGCUCAGGCUUUGUUCCGCAGUGGUCAGGACAAGUUCGGACCCUUGGCUAGGCAGCAGACCGAGUCUGUUGUCAGCUACGUAGGCAGGCGCCGUCGUUGGUGGCUGCUCAUGCAACAGCUAGAUCCUCGGAUUAGUCUUUCGGACAGUUUGAGGGCCGAAUUGCUACUGGAACUUAGCGGUCUGACUAGAGAUCAGCAGUUGAUGAUCAAGGCAUGUGCCGGUGGGAUAGAUACCUUUGAAGGUUAUGCGAAGAUCAUGAUUGAGCAUCACGGACUGAUUCACCUACGCAGUCAACGCAUCCUUGGGUCACAGGACAGUUGGCCGAAGGGCAAAGGAAAGGCGGAGAGUUGGUGUGACGAUGAAGCUAGUCAUGCAAUGGUGACUCAGAGUAGCGAGAUGGAACAAGUGGAAGAGGUGUCGGAUGAAGACGUGGCUACCGCCUUGAACGUGAUGGAGUCUUGCGAUCAUGAAGCCCACAUGGAUACCACAGCCGAAGCAAUUCAACUUCAGCUAGCCGCUAACAUGAUCAUGGGAAAGGCUGGUGGUAAGGGCAAGAAAGGCUCGGGGAAAAGUAAAGGCCAGAAGGGUUUCCCUGUGGUGAAGUCUAGCUUGACCAUAGAAGAGAGGAAGAAGAGACUGCAAGAGAUAAAGUCCCGAUCGAAGUGCCUGAAGUGUGGACAGGUAGGUCACUGGAGCGGAGAUCCCCAAUGCCCCAAGGGACGCGGAGCGCCCAAGGUUCCUCCGAAGCAGGCUUUCAUUGCGACUCUGUCAGAUUCUAGCGAUGAUGGUGAGGAUUGUCUGGUGAUUUCCGAUGGAGGACAAGGGACGCCUCAUGCCAUGAUGGCCUACAAGGCAGGCGCAACGCCGAAGUCAAGCGCCGCACCUAGACUGUCACCUUCCCAGGUACGUGAUCUGGGUAGUCAGGUUGUGCCACCUGGAGGGAAUCAGAGAUUCAAGUUCGGGCAACAUACAGGGUUGUCGUUUGAGGAAGUGACGUGGAAGUACCCGGGAUAUGCGGUAUGGGGAUUCAAGGAGAAGAAGCCUUCGUUGUAUCUUGCAGCAUAUCUGGAUUGGGUGCGCAACUACUACGAGAUCGAUGAAGAUACAGUAGAGGUCACUAGGCGAGAGAUUCCUCUCGACCGCAUGGGACCAUCUCAAGCCUCUGGACCGUCCGGCCAGGGAGCGCAAGACGUCAGCACACAUGGAACCAAUGCGUACGUAACGGUGAGGACUUGCAGGGAUUGUGGGCAUGUUGAGAAGAUAAAGAAGACCCAGCCAGAGAAGAAGGACAUCACACAGUGCAGUCAUGAGCAUACGAGCAGAUUGGGCAGUUCUAGAUCGACGAUGAGAGUCUUUUGCAAGGAUUGCGGAAAUUUCAUCGAUGAGAUGCCACGAGAAGAAGCAAAGCGCAGAGAGACGACAGGUAAGAGCAUCGCAUCAGCUACGUCGCAGUCGUUUGAUCUGGUAUCUAACAUCUACCAAGACAUCACAAAUGAGACCCAGCUGAGUACCGCUCAAGUCCUGAGAGUUCUUGAUGAUCUUCGAACCCAGGUAGAGAAUGAGUUGGUAGCGCAAGAUUGUGCAGGGGAAGUACCGUCUAUCAAGGUGGGUACGCUACAUGCAAUCGUGCAAGACAGUGUUCUAGCAGCAGUGGUAGAAGAGGAGAGACCACAACCCCCGACAACGACGCAGAUCCCCGACAUGCCGUCACGCGCACGCGCUUUCCCAGGUCAUUCGAUGUCAGCAGCUGCGGGAUGCGAGAGACGAAGGACCACGAUGUCUGACAUGGAUGAAGAUAGCUUGAGUGGGUACAUGGCGGUUCUUCAGGAUGACGAGGUUGCUUUGACCCUACCCGAGGUAGAUUUGAUGUCCAGCCCUGACAUUUACGCAGUGCUUGAUGAAGGUGCAAAUAGCUCCGUUGCGGGUGGAGUAUGGAUGCGUAACACAGAGCAGAAGCUACACCGCCUGGGGUUUGAGGCUCCAUGGAUGAGUUCGGAGGCCAAGACCUUUAACGGGUUAGAUUCCACCACUUCUACCCUGGGUACGAGACGCAUUCCCUUUUCCAUAUUGUUAUUCGACCUUGACCGUUCCGGCAAGGGCAAGACAUAUGAAGGGGAUGAACCCGAGCUUAGUGGAAGGAAUUUGGUGUCGGGACUUCUGGAUGUUCACGUUCUUCCGGAGUCGAACAACGCCCCUUUGCUGCUCUCCCAAUUUGCUCAAUGUCGGCUUGGACUGGUCAAGAACAUGAGGGACUUUACAUGCACGAUACUCAGAGACAACAUAGAGAUGCAUGUGCCACUAGCCCGUGCAAAAGGAAGCAACCUCCUAUGCAUCAACCUCAGCACUGGUCUGAAGCAUCGCAGCGUACUACCGAAGGGAGUACGAAAGCUUUCGACAGCAUCAGCGAAUGGACCCAUAGUGCUACCCCGGAACAAGAAGGCACGGAGUCACGAGAGGCAAGAUGAUCGGAAUGAACCAUGCAACGAACGUCCCCAAGACGAUUCCCCAACCCUUGAGGGUCGUUUGAAGGGUGGAGAGUUUGGUUUCACCGAUGGCCCUGUGAACUCUGAUCCUGCGAGUCUUGUGAGCUCAGACAAGCCCUCGAGCUCUGGCGAUCUUUUGGAUUUGGGUUCCGAUCUUUUGCAUACCGCUGCGACAUCCACUACUUUUCCCGGCGAAGCUGAGACAUCUGGUGGUUCCUUGAGUUCCGAUUUUUUGCCCGACACCGCGAGUCUUGAUACAUCUGCGAAUAUGGCUGCGAGCAGGCCGGCUGGUAAUCGCACGACUGUUUUUAUUGGCUCCGUGGGCGUUAGAAUCAACUCUUGGGCAUCGCAGUGGAAGGCGUAUGCAGAUGGCCAUAAGCAGUACGACUCUGAGGCUAAACGGGCCGCGCUCGAGCUGGUGAGAUCAGUUUUCGGGCCCCAGGUGCCCAGCAACGCUUCAUGUUUCGUCUGCGACCUCGCUGCAGUAUCCGACCCGGCACCCAUCACGAACCAUAUAGGGAAGAACCCCGCUAUUUUGGAUCGGGUGGCGCAUGCCCCGGCUUUGGUCAAUGCUCUCGCUGGCCUACGCACCUGGGUAGCUAAGAGCACCCGUUUGCACUGCUGCGAGACACCGAUCUGUGGCCGCUUGUGA
Messenger RNA from Symbiodinium natans, 4233 nucleotides. The record is from the annotation of a GenBank genome assembly. Lineage: Eukaryota; Dinophyceae; Suessiales; Symbiodiniaceae.